Metarhizium acridum CQMa 102 is the source of this 3837-nucleotide messenger RNA. RefSeq lists its product as uncharacterized. Gene Ontology annotation, molecular function: anaphase-promoting complex binding. NCBI's taxonomy places the organism in Eukaryota, Fungi, Ascomycota, Sordariomycetes, Hypocreales, Clavicipitaceae. Gene Ontology annotation, biological process: activation of protein kinase activity; mitotic DNA replication checkpoint signaling; mitotic G2 DNA damage checkpoint signaling. The record is from RefSeq and is a predicted model, not a curated record.
AUGGCGCCUCCACGAGAUUCCUCUCCCGCAUCACGCGGUGGCUCGCCGGAGCCGUUGACACCGCGGUCCAAAAUAAGAGCUCUGCUGGCAACGGUGCAGAGCAGUGACGACGAAGCACCACAGACUGGCGGCAACAAGUCAAAAUCGUCUCUUGUUUCUCAAUUGCCUCGCAAGAUACACAGUAGCCCUCGAUCGGCACAAAAUGACGAUGAGUCUGACGAGUCGGACGUUGCCGUUCGACCGAGAGGGAAGCUCGCGUCACGGAUGCAGGGUGGUUCGGCAAAUACAAAGAGCGCUUCUCAGAGCCCUUCGGUCCCAGAGACGGCAAGAGAACGCGUGAGGAGGAUGCUGCAACGCGACCAGGCGGAACAGCAAGAGAAUUCGGCCCACGAUGACGACGACGACGAGCUUCCCACAGCUCCGAGGCGGUUGAAGCGUCGAGCUCCCAUUGAUGAUGAAUCUGAUGCUGCAGAGAGAGCUCCCCGGUCUCAUAGCCCCGGAUUGUUUGUCUCUUCUCCAAAGCGUCCUUCCCCAGCAAAAAGCCCUGCCGGGGGAGAGGAUUCGGAUAACGAUUUGCCACCGCUGAAAUCAGAUCGUUUCAAGGCUCUCGUCGAACGAAAGAGACAAGAACGUAUUGCACGCGAAGCCGCCGAGGAGGCCCGCAGGGCUGAGAAACGAGCUCAGCAAGAACAUCUUGCCUCCGAGCUGGAGCAGCUCGUUUCGGAUGAUGAUGUCGACGGCAUCACCGACGACGAAGGCGGCAGACGACUCACCCAAGAAGUUCGCCCAACAAGGAAAGCGAGCAAGAAGGCGAUUGAGGAAAUGAACCGGGAGACGCAGCGGAUGGCCAGAAGCAUGCAGCUUGCUCAUGAGGCCAAGACGAAGAAGAAGAUCUCUAAGGCCAGCCUUUUCGAGCGGUUCAAUUACAAGCCUGUUAGUGGGGGCGAAACCACAUUACCUGCUGCCAACAGCUCCAGCCGUCCCACGACACCGCAGUCUGAUGUUGAGAUGGGAGAUGCGGAUACACCUCCUAGCUCUCCACCUCUGGAUAAGCAGGAUGGUGGUCGGCUUGUCAAUGAGGACACUGCUGUUCCAACAGAAAACAUUGAGGUUGCAGCUCAACCAGGAGCCGCCGCCAAGGCAGCGAGCCUCACAACGGCAAGUGCAGAUGCUGGUCCACAGCCAAAGCCAAAGCGAAGAGUACGGGUUCGGCUGCCUGCCGUGCCCACAAACGCAGUUGCAGUCGACACGGACGACGAUCUCCAGAUUACGACCUCGGCCAAGGACAAGGUUGAUGCGCUGUUUGCAAACAUUCCUUCCAAGAGGUCAUGCGAGACACAACCACUACACAUUUUCCGUGCUCUGGCACAGGUGAAGUCACCUGGCAAGGAGAAGGGCGGCAAGAAAGACCAGUCCAGGAUGACCCCUGGUGAGCUUCAGGCUCAUUUGCAACUCAAAGCCCGCCAGCAGGCCAAAUUGGAGCGCGAUCGCCGCCUGGAGCUUCUCAAGGGACAAGGAAUUGUCAUCCAGACCGCUGAAGAGCGCGAAAGACAAGAGCAAGAAGUCGAGGACAUUGUGGCCAAGGCUAGACAAGAGGCCCAGAAGCUCAUGGAGGAGGAGAGAAGCGAGGCUAAGCGACAACAGAAGGAGAAUGGCGAAGUUGAUCCUCUUGCUUGGGAUGACAGUGACGACGAAGAAUACCAAGAUGCGGCCGAGGACGCGGAUGCGGAGGCAUCAGAGGUGGAAAUCUCCGGGUCUGAGGAUGAGGCAGAGGCCGACGGAACGGAGGAAGAUGAGGGCGCCGAAAAUGCUCUAUUUCAGGAGGAGGCUGAUGAUUCCGCCGCAUCUGAAGCUGAGACUGCUGCCCAAGACGAGGCUGAUGUGGAUGACAUGGAGCAACCAGCCGCGAGGAGACAAGGAAGGGUUCGAAACAAGGCCAUUCUAGUGCUUUCAGAUGAUGAAGAUGAAGUGGAAGCUACACCCAAACCCGUAAAGGUUACUACCCAGAUGACACCCGCGGGUGCAGGCACCAUAUCUCCUGUCGCUCCCGGCUCAGUUCUACGAUCUGCGAAAAAGACAUUUAUUCCUGGACUGCCUGUUCAGGGGCCUGCUGGGUUGGGACUCACACAGAUCUUUGCCGGCACCAUGGACAGCCAAAUGAGCGAUUGUGCCGCCAAGCCAACGCAGUCUAUGAUGCCGGAUUUCGACCACUUCCCCGAUUCCAACUUUUCAGCCACCAUGGACGAGCCCAUUGAAGAAAUGAUUGUUGAUUCUCAACAAGAGGAGACUCAAGGGGUGCAGCUCAAUCUCUCACAGUCUCAGAUGCAUGGUCUGGGAACGCUGGUUGCCAACGGAAUGCAGACUCAGCUGUCUGAGACACUGGAGCUAUCCCAGGAUGCGGGUUUGCAACAACAUACCCCUCUCCGAGACAGAUUCGUAGAUCCUCCCUUCUCAACGGUUGAGACCAUGAUUGCCGACAAGCAUGACGAGGACAUGCCCCAGGAGUCACCGGUCGUUCGCAGAGGCCGGCUUCGGCGAAGAAUGGACAUGUCCAUCGCCGAGACUGCCAUCCCUGAGGCCAGUGAGCCCAGCGCAUCCAGCGUUCGAGGCAACGCCUUCCAAGCUAUGCAGGAUGCAGCCAAAAAAGAGAAGAGGCUUCGCCUUGCCGACGAUUUCGAUCGUAAGAAGAGCAAGGCUAAAGAAAUGGUUGAGGAGCAGGCCGAAGAAUCAGAGGAUGAAUACGCUGGUCUGGGUGGCAUGGACGGCGAGGAUAGCGACAAUGAGUCCAACGGUUCGGUGGAGGAGAUGAUUGACGACACGGCUGGCAACGACAACGAUGAGCGGAAGAUAGCUGCGUUUUAUGCUGAUCGUGAACGGGCCAACGACGAACAGCAGGUCGAAAGGCUCUUCAAGGACAUCACCACCGGCAUGCUCCGUCGCAAGCGCGGGGGGGGAUUUGACCUCUCUGACUCGGACUCCGAUGGUGAGGCUCGCAAACGCAUGAAGCGCCGACAGUUUGCCAAGAUGCAGAAGGCUCUCUUUGCAGACGAGCGUGUCAAGAAGAUUGCCGAAAACCCCGGAAACCAAGCGUUCUUGCGAACCAUUGAGGACCGCGACAGUGACGAUGAGAUUGAUUUCCUGGGCGCUCUCGACACGCCGUCACAAGCGGACUCUGAGUCUCAAAACGACACCCAGGAGCAAGCUCAGCACCCUGCCACUAUCCCUGACAGCCAGCCUACACAACCACAGCCACUUUCUUCGGCAGCAGACAACACCAGAGCACCAGCAAGCAUGCGCAGAACAAAGAAUGGCAAGAGGCCCUCCGAUAUAGGAGAAGUGCGCGAAACGCUGUCCAACCUCCUCGACGAGCCAGACGGAUCCAUGAUCCCCGCGACAGAAGUUGGUUCCGACAGCGAAGAAGACGACGGCGGCCACGACUCAUCACACAGCAACAAGGAGAACCAGCCCGUCGUAGAUCGAAUCAGUCUCAAGCGCAACGCCUCGAGCACGGGCUCCGCCGUUCGCAUGGCUUUCACCACACAGACGUCGUCGUCCUUCAAGGUCCCCGCGCUGCUACGACGAGCCACCACCAACUCAACCCUCAUGUCCGGGUCGUCGGGGAGUUCCGCCAUGAGCAGCGCUGGAGGAUUCGGCGACGACGCCAAGAUCAGGAAGGGCGCGGGGAAGAAGAGCGGCAUCGGCGGCUUCGCGAGGGAGAACGAGCAGCGAGCCAAAGUGCAGGAGAGCGAGAGGCGGAGGCAGGAAAGGCGCGUGAAGGGUGCCAAGGGCAGAAUAGGCAUGGUCGGCGGCAUCUUGGGCAAGGGAACAUUCGGGUAG